Messenger RNA from Letharia lupina, 2805 nucleotides. RefSeq lists its product as uncharacterized. Gene Ontology annotation, molecular function: serine-type endopeptidase activity. Gene Ontology annotation, biological process: proteolysis. The record is from RefSeq and is a predicted model, not a curated record. The transcript has 5 exons. Lineage: Eukaryota; Fungi; Ascomycota; Lecanoromycetes; Lecanorales; Parmeliaceae. Bases 1 to 2805 code for a protein of 934 amino acids.
AUGGUACUCGAAUCAUCUGGCAACGGCAUGGUCUACGUUCCCGCCCCAAGUCCUACGAGUCUGGGUACUCAGAUACAGUCGGGUCUUGGCAAUACAUCAACGCUCAGUACUCCAUCCAUAACUGGGACUCCCGCUACGAGUUCCAGUCUUUGGCCAGCGUCAAUAACCUAUGUUGCCCAAUCGGGCAGCGUAGCCGUUGUCGGUGUGGCAUUUACCACCAUCGUCAAUGGAACCUCCAAGAUCACUACCACACAGCCUCAACAAUCUCUAAUUCCUCCAACCAAAUCUGGAUACAGUUUGAUUGCGAUUACAGUAGGCGGGAACAUCACGACUCUCAACCUGAACAGUCUCCCAACUGCGACCGUGCCAUCCGAGCCAACCGGUGUUCAAGUUGUGACACAAAGCGGGAUCCCAGUCAUCUACAGUCCCAUCACACUACCAGGGUAUAGCAAUAUCGAGCCGGCAGAGAUCUCCACAAGCUUUACCGAGACUAUCAAUGGGCACACCACUGUCCAAGGAGGAUGGUAUGUUUGCUAUCCUGGUGAUGAUGGCAGUGGUGGGGGCGGCGGCGGGGACGAAACAGGUCCACCCGGCUUCCCUGGUGGCCCCAUUUAUGGAGGAGGGGAGCCUGACGAUGAUCCCCCACCGUAUGAACAGCCUCCACCAGACGAAGAGCCCGAACGGACGACUGAACCUGACGUUUCAAAGACAUCAACAAGUUCAGCAUCUGCAACCUCGGAGUCUGUAGCUCAGUAUUUUCUUGUCGCAACACCAGGCGCGAAUGUGGCAGGCAUCAAUGCUUUUCUCGGACAGAUUGCGCCAAAGUCAGUGGGAUCGUACGCUCCCAUUUUCCCUACAAAUACUGUCGAUGGGGGAUUUUGGACAGCCAAUCUUUCAUCUGACGGUGCAGCGUCAGCGUCGAGCCGGAGUGACAUCUCUAUUAUCGCAACAUACACAAAUACGCCAGCAUCUUACCCUACCUGGUCUCCUUCCGCGUUCAGCGAUACGAUGACAGUGGACCUAGAGACUCUUUACGCGAGCACCUUGCCGCCAUCAGAGACUGCGGCAGCGAAAGUUCGUCGUGAUAUUUUGGAUCAAGGGUCUUGGUCCGAUUCUGACGUCUCGAACCACGGCCAAUCCCUCAGGGGAGGCGCUGAGGCAAGAGACAAUGACCAUUUUCGGCGAAGAGAGUCCAUUCAGAUUCUCAAAAGAGACCCAGGUAUUCGCGAUGUUCGACAGCCUCUUAGCCCCGAGGAUCUGUCCGUCCUGGCCUGGGCACCCGGUGUACCGUCCGUUGACAGGGUGGAUUAUAUUUUCUCAGAGAGAAAAGGUGAGAACACCUGGGUAUACAUCCUGGAUACGGGAGUAAACAGCUUGCAUAAAGAAUUUCGAGGGAACUGGCCCGGCCAAUAUGGUCGAUUCAACAUCGACCCGCAGGUCUUAAGGGAUCCAACAGUUGAUUGGUGGAAGCCGCAAUUUGCGGCUUAUGGUACCCAAGGCCACGGCACAUGUAUGGCCUCCAAAGUCUGCGGCGCAAGGACCGGUGUUGCGAAGCAAGCCACAGUGAUAUCUGUUAUGCACGCUGAAACUAUUGAAUCGAUACUCUCAGGCUUGAAUCUAAUCCUGAACAAUAUUUUUUCUCGGCAGGCAAAGGGUCAGGCUUUGCCAGGACGAACGGUCCUGUUGAUGUCGUUUGCGACAAAUCGACCAGGAAUCGACCGAUGGCAAGCAAACUAUGAGAAGGCACUCCUUCAAUCCAUCAUGAACCAAGGCGUAAUCUGUGUGUGUUCAGCGGGAAACAGUGCCGAGACACUAGGCUUCCCCCGGACGGGUUAUCCAGCAGCGCUGGCCAGUGCGACGUUCCCUUUGAUUCCCGUUGGUGCGGUGGACACUACUGGCAACAUUGCUCGUUUCUCUCAACAAGGGAUGGUUUACACCGUUGGUGUCAAUUCUCCUUGUGCUUCCUUUGACAGCAAUCUACUGGAAGAUUCUGCCGACGGAACAUCUGGAGCUGCCGCCAUAUUUGCAGGUCUGGUAGCCUUGAAGCUGAGCGAGCCAGGUGACGUCUACGGCUUCAACGGCGUCGACAAAAGACAAUACCAACAACUCGUCAAAAACUACUACACCGUCGGCUACAACAGCCGCCAACCUGGCUUACGGUCCGUACACCCUCCCGGAUCGUGGUACCGUCCCGCAUCGUACGCGCCCGUGGCGUGGAAUGGGCUCGACGGGUCGCAGAACAACAUCUGCCCUCUAAUCUGGGCGCCACAGGGGGAAUUCAAGAAACGACAGACGACCGAUCCCGCCACAUCCUCCGACGUUUGCGCCGCGUACACCUCGCAUUCGGUCAUCAUAUACUCGCGCGCGGAGAAAAACUGUCUGGGCAGCAUAUCCACCUGCGCCUUCGACUACUUCCUCUACUCCGUCUCCAGCCCCACCGGCAUCCCAUCCGAUAUCUGCAACGACGAUGGCUACAUCGGCUCCACGCAAGAGACCAGCCAAAGCAACUCCAUCGCAUUUACCCUCCCCCCGACCACCGGCGGCACCACCAACGAAGACCUCAAUUUCGUGUACUCUUGGACCAACGAUGAGAUUUCGGGCUGGAUAACAGGCGGCAGCUUGACGGCACCCGUAGCCUGCGUUUCGGAACUGCCGCCGAGUGCGUCGUUGACGGACACAUGUACGUUGGAAGAGCCGGAUUCGCAGGCGCAGAAGAGGGCGGUAGGUCCGAUCAUCCAGCCGGGCGUACAUCCCGUGACGUACGUAUAUGGGGCGUGGGCGAGGUGCGUCUGGGGAUCUGUUUAG